GAAUGUGAACACUGUCAGUUCAAAACUGCAGCUGAGUACAACUGGACAUCGCCAGCAAUAAUCGUGGCUGCAGAUCGUACCUGUUCAGGUCUAUACAAUAUCAUCAUACCUCUCAGAGCCUACUAUCGACCUGUACAUCAACUGCAACCAAUCAUUUUAUUGCUUGAACUUGAAGAAAACACUUCGCCAAACCCAUCCUUCCUUGACGUUAUUGCGUGGUUUCCUUUGGUCUAUUGGAUGCAAGGCAAAAUUUCAAGUUUGGAUAAUCUACUGAAGGCUGGCGUGUGUUUGGCGGACAACGUGAUCGUUGUCAAAGAGGGUGCGACAGCCGUUGAAGAGCAUCUCGCUGAUUGCACAACUAUCGUGACGGUGCAGAAAAUUCAUAGGAUGUUUCCACAGUUGAGAUUGAUAACAGAAUUGACACAUUCGUCAAAUAUGCGAUUCAUGCAGUUCGAUGCAGACGAUCGAUAUGCAAUGCAACAAUCCAAAUUUGAGAAGAGGGAACGGAAGCGUGGUUCGAAUAUGCCAUUCAUGUUCCGUCUUCCUUUCGCACAAGGUGGAGUGUUCUCGGCGAAUAUGUUAGAUCGUUUGCUGUAUCAAGCGGUUGUGAAGCCUUAUGUUGUUGACUUCGUGCGCCUUCUGCUGGGCAUCGAUCAGUCGGUUGGAUCCGGCUACUUAAUGAGUUUUAAAAUAACGCACGAGGAUUUAUGGAUAAGGAACUACGGUCGUCUCUAUCAGAAACUAUGCAGUUCUGUAGCCGACAUUCCUAUUGGCAUCUUCCGAACGAAACCGAUGGACUCCAAUACGGUAUUAUGA
This is a messenger RNA of Anisakis simplex (herring worm), 816 nucleotides long. NCBI's taxonomy places the organism in Eukaryota, Metazoa, Nematoda, Chromadorea, Rhabditida, Anisakidae. The record is from the annotation of a GenBank genome assembly.